This is a messenger RNA of Engraulis encrasicolus (European anchovy), 2207 nucleotides long. Its product is annotated as zinc-binding protein A33-like. The coding region runs from base 2 to 1510 and encodes 502 amino acids. Gene Ontology annotation, molecular function: ubiquitin protein ligase activity; zinc ion binding; protein binding. Gene Ontology annotation, biological process: protein ubiquitination. The transcript is spliced from 7 exons. Gene Ontology annotation, cellular component: cytoplasm. Lineage: Eukaryota; Metazoa; Chordata; Actinopteri; Clupeiformes; Engraulidae. The record is from RefSeq and is a predicted model, not a curated record.
CAUGGAUACGGAAGGGUAUGCGCUCGAGGAGCUUCACAAAGAACUGACAUGUCCCGUGUGCCUGGACUUGUUCCGCGAGCCUGUUAUCCUGGAAUGUGGCCACCACUUCUGCCGGUUGUGCAUUGGGAAAUUUUGGGAGGCAAAGUCUGAGGACGAAUCGACUUGUCCCCAGUGCCGCAAGACAUGCUCCAAAACAUUGAAACCAAACUCGCUACUUUGUAACGUUGUAAACAGUGUGCGUCGUGCCAGAAUGGUGGAUGCGGAGUGUCAGCGAGCACCGUCACCUGAGCCGGCCACUUCCAGCUGUGCUGUUGGUGAGGAGUGCGAAAGUAGAAGUCUUCCUUCCGAUAUGUGUGUUCAGCACGAAGAGAGACUAAAGCUGUUCUGUGAAGAUGACCAGGUGGCUAUUUGUCUCGUGUGUGGGAUGUCUCGCGACCAUAAAACGCACAGCGUUAUCCCCAUUAACGAGGCAUUUGAAAAUUACAAGGAAAAGUUGUGUCUGGCUCUUCAAAAAGCGGUGGACCAGAAGGAGGAUGCAUCUGCUUAUCAAAGUCAGACUGAUGAGAAGAUUUUGGUGCUCAAGGGCCAAGCAGGAGACUUGGAUCAGCAGAUCAGCUCUGAGUUCAAGGAACUCCACGGCUUCCUGUCACAACUUGAGGAGGAAAUGAAAGCCGGUCUGAGACUCGCCAAGGAGAAGAAAAUGGGACAGCUGAACAACUUGCUCACCAGAACAACUGAGCAGAUAAGCCAAUUAGACCUCACUGCCCAGACCAUACACACCAAACUCAACGAGGAAGAGGACCCCGAAGUACUCACUGGAAUCAAAGGCUUCAUUGAGAGUGUGGAGUGCAUGUUUGUGAGGCCCAAGCAUGACGUGGGGGUGGAGCUGCAGGAGGGGGAGUUCUUAGGCCCACUGCAGUAUAGAGUCUGGAAGAAGAUGAAAUCCACCUUGAAGACAGAACUAGAGUCGGUAGUCCUGGAUCCUUCUACUGCCUACCCUCGCCUUCACGUCUCCCCAUGUGGACGGAGUGUCAGCGUCGGUGACAUCCAGUCCGAUUUGCCCAACAACCCCGAGCGCUUCACCCUCUACAACAUCGUGCUGGGAAAAGAGGCCUUCUCCCAGGGCCGCCACUACUGGGAGGUGUGUGUGGCGGGCAAGACAGCCUGGGGUCUCGGCGUGGCGGCUGCCUCGGUCAACCGUAAGGAGGAGAUCAGCCUGUGCCCGGAGGACGGCUUUUGGACGCUGGUGAUGCGGAAUGGCGGUGAGUACGAGGCGUGCACGAGCGCCGACGAGUGCCUCCUGUCCCCCAGCCGCAAGCCAGACUGUGUGGGCAUCUACCUGGACUAUGAGCGCGGCCUGGUGGUGUUUUACGACGCCGGAGACAUGAGUCACCUGUUCACCUUUAGCGACGCCCGCUUCACGGAGCCCGUCUACCCCUACUUUAACCCCUGGCCUGUCAUCAAUGGACGCAACCGCGAGCCCCUCACAAUAUGCACCCCUCAUCUUUGAUGGCUGACAGACAAGUCUGAAAAUGAACUUUUUUCAUCACCAGUCAAAAUGGUUUACAGAUGUUAAUCUUACUAGCCAAACAUACACUCACGUAUGGGUCAGAGUGGCUAGUAAGUUUUCUUUUCUGCCAGCCAAACUGAAUUUUCACAAGCACUUGGCCGGUUGGCUGGUGUUAAAUUACACAGCUCACAGAUAAAACAAGGACUCAAAACAUUCAUCAAGCUGAAGAGGUUGUCCGCUUUCUUCAUUAGCAAGAGUAACCAGAACAUAAAAUUGUAACUGUUGAACUAUGUCGAAAUAACUCAAAGGUUCUUCCAAGAUGGUUUGCUGUUGCUAAAUUAUUAGUACGAACAUGUGCAUGAGAUUUUACAGUCAUGGGCAAUCUCUUAUAUGCUAGGCCUCAUUAUGUGGCACAUUGACAGUGUUCUGAAACUUGAGAUAAUACAGUUUUGGAAGUGAAGAGAGUGUCUUUUAAGGCAAUCAUAUUGUGGGGUGUGGUGCCGCAUCGUGAAGAGGACCCUUAUCAUACAGUAUACAUGGUGAACAGGGUUCGAAUCUGGCCUGGUUCAUAUCCCAGCCCUACUCCAUCUCUCUCUCCCGCUGCUUUGCUGCCACAUCUUCACUAUCGUAAUAAAGACAGAAAAAUGCGGAAAAAAAGACAACCAUAUCAUGUUCUGCACAAUACAUAAAUAAAAAA